UCCCGGAAAAGCAGAGAACUUUUUGAAAUAUGAAAUCUUGCAUGAACUCACAGACGAGAUCUUUCAUCAGGACUUGGAGUAAAAGAGACCUUAUCUUCUCACCUGACCUCAAGAACUGAAUCUGGAUCUGUCCACUGUUCGCAAGAAGUUUGACCGGAGAGAGCUGUAAAGAGAAGACAUGAAGAGGAGAAGACCAGUAACGCUUGAUACCAGUGAUGAAGAGGAGGAAGACAGUAACGACAGAAGACGUACCCUGAGAGCACAAAAGAAAGUCAGAUAUUCUGAAUCCUUUGUUGUGGAGGAAGAGGAAGAGGAAGACAACUGCAACCACAACACACAAGAGGAGAUGUUACAUGUCACCUGUGGAACCAAAGAAGGCUGGUUGGAUAAAAAGAAGCUGGAAAGAGCUGAGGCCUGUAUUAAGUGUGAGGGUAAAUGGUUUACUCCGCCUCAGUUCGAGGUCUUCGGCAGACGGGAGUGCAGUAAAAAAUGGAAAACGAGUGUCUACCAUGAAGAAAAACCUCUGCAGUAUUUUUUUGAGAAAGGAUUACUCACCACCUCAGGGUAUAAUAAAGGACCAAGAAAGACAACCAAGAAAAAGAAGUCAUCAGAUCAUGAGUCCCAGGAAUCUUCUGAAGAUUCAGACAUGGAGAGUGCAGGAGACAGUGAGGAGGAGCGCAGUUCAGAUGAAGAUGGCAGUGAAGAGCUGAAGCAGGACGCAGAAGGAAGUGAGGAAGACAAAGAGGAGCCUGCAAGCAUCGAGCCUGUGGGUGAAGAUGGAGAGAUGGAUGCUGGGAAUGUGUCUUCUGUAGCUGAUGAUCUCCCAGACAGAAAUGUCUCUGAAGGUUUGUGUUUGUCUUGUGUUUUAGAAUUGGAGACGUUUCCUGUUUCAAAGAAUGCAGUCGUCACCUUAGAGAGACUUCCAGAGGCAGAACUGAGACUCCAGAACCAUCUGAAGGAACCAUCGUCCUCUUCAACCGUCGCUCAGCCUGAGGCUCUUCAACUGACCAGCAGCAGCCAGCAGUCAGUAGAGAGUUGGUGUGUGCCGUUGAGUGAGGUCUCACAAAGUGAAGAGGAGAGAGAUCAUAACACUUCGGCAGAAACCAGAGACACAACUUCACCGCUGACGUCUGACCCUCCGAUCACUGAAGGCAUGCUGACGCUGCAAGAAGCAGCAGAGCACACCGCCGGCAGCAUCUCCAGCACAGCACAGUCUCCACAUUCUGACCAGGAGACACGUGUUGACCAAACCUGUGCUCGCUGUGCUCCCUUCUCAAACAUGGCGGAAGCUGCAGAAAGCUCUGACGUGGACACGAUGGCGACUGACCAGCUGAAGAGAGAGAAACUGAAACUGCAAGUCAAAGUUUUGAAGUUACAAGAGAUGUAUUACUCUUUGAAAAUAUCAAGAUUUUUAAAAUCUGAGUCUUUCGUUGAGCCUUGAUAAUAGACUGUGACUAUAAAACGUGCAGCUGACAGGAACCAAUAUCACGAAAUGUGCCUUAAUGUAGAGUUUCUGGAACAGAGUUUAAAACUGUCAGAGCAUUUUUUUUCUAUGUUCAGCAGAGAAAACAUUUGCUACACAGGAUGAUAUCAUGGAGAAAUUAGCUUGAUUUUUUUUUUCAGAAAAUUACAUGAUUAGCAUUGGAUUGCUUUUUUUCAGCAUGUUUAGUUUUGUUUUUAUUCAUGUUCAAAAUAACAAUCGAUAUAUAUUCUAAUGUAUAUUUGAAAUGUUUUUGUUUGAUGUUCUACUCAUGCAGUACAUCUGUGAUUGAAGUAACUACUGUAAAGUUUUCAAACUUACUAAUGAAACCAUUUGUAUAUAACGAGCACCAAGACAUUUGUUUUUAUUUUUCAAUAUUGUGGGAUUACAGUCGUUCCGGAAGGUUUGGAUUGGUGUGUCUCUCAGCGCCAGUCGUCAUCUUGGUUUUGAUGUGUCUCCGCAAUAAAUCACACGACUCACAAGUCAGUCAAGUUUCUGUUUAUUUGAGUCCAUCAAUUGCACAAGUCAAUUUUUAAGCAAAAUAAGACAUGCAUGCACAAACAACACACAUAAAUUAACAACCCAACAACAGAAAUAUAUUCUUAAGAACAAAUUUGAAUAAACAUGAGGCUUUUUCCAAUUUCUUAACCUGAAACAUUCAACGAGCCACCGUUUGAAUGACAUUUAAUUUGCAUUUUAUCAGCCAAACAUCAACUGUGCUGCUCUGCCUUUCAGAACACUUCAUUAUAUUACUGCCUUUGAUCUCAACCAUGUUUUCAUAGUAACAAACAGAAAUAGGUUAUUGUGGUGGCUCAGAUUUUAAAAAUCUUGAUAUUUUUGAAGAGUAAUACAUCUCUUGUAACUUCAAAACUCUGA
This is a messenger RNA of Salarias fasciatus (jewelled blenny), 2356 nucleotides long. Its product is annotated as RNA polymerase II degradation factor 1-like. Gene Ontology annotation, biological process: regulation of transcription by RNA polymerase II. Gene Ontology annotation, molecular function: RNA polymerase II cis-regulatory region sequence-specific DNA binding. The transcript is spliced from 12 exons. NCBI's taxonomy places the organism in Eukaryota, Metazoa, Chordata, Actinopteri, Blenniiformes, Blenniidae. Gene Ontology annotation, cellular component: nucleus. The record is from RefSeq and is a predicted model, not a curated record. The coding region runs from base 179 to 1441 and encodes 420 amino acids.